This is a messenger RNA of Cololabis saira (Pacific saury), 3378 nucleotides long. It is a transcript of the gene pdgfc, whose product is annotated as platelet derived growth factor c. Gene Ontology annotation, molecular function: growth factor activity; platelet-derived growth factor receptor binding. The record is from RefSeq and is a predicted model, not a curated record. Lineage: Eukaryota; Metazoa; Chordata; Actinopteri; Beloniformes; Belonidae. Gene Ontology annotation, biological process: positive regulation of cell migration; positive regulation of MAP kinase activity; positive regulation of protein autophosphorylation. The coding region runs from base 649 to 1677 and encodes 342 amino acids. Gene Ontology annotation, cellular component: membrane. The transcript is spliced from 6 exons.
CUCAACCCCGUCCGCGCAGCGAUACUUUAUCCCAAGUCUCCUGAGUUAUGACUCCAGACCGCGCCAGACAACAGAACUUCUCGUCUCGGCGUGGCGGAUGGUUUCUGGGCACAGACUGUAUCAGGUUGCUGGACUCCCCUGCUCGCCUCUGCGCGUAAAGCUUCAGCUUUAAUGCGUAAAAGAUCUGCCGGGAUUUAUUUAUCAGACGGGAAAGUGGAAAACGCACCCCCUGGGCUCGCAUUUUGAGCCAACGUGCAUCAUUUGGCAGUUUAAUGCAGAUGAUCUCCGUUGCAUGAGGUCGAUUUUCCCCAACUAAUGCCUGGAUUGCAACUGCUUAAAAACCAAACUUUGACUCAACUCACUUCCCAACUUCUUUCCACUGCAGAGCCAACAGGUGCGCAGUUGCGCUGCGCAGCGGAGGCGAGUUUGGUAACUCUGGAGAGGAUUUGUUCUCUUUCACCGAGUUAAAAUUUCACUUUAUAGCCUACGGACGAACUAAUGAUCAAGAUUAUGUGGAGUUUACCCGGCGUCUGUCCUCCCCAAAUGUGUCCAAAACAGCACUGGUGUCCUGUAAGCGGCGCGUAUGUGUGGUGAUACAAACCAUCCCGUCUCCAGCGCUGCGUGAUCUGCCAACUACAACUCAUCCAAAUGAUCCUUUCAUUCAUAUUCCUCCUUGCAUCGCUUCUCCAACAAUAUGGCACGGAAGCUGAAUCGAGUCACGUCAGUAAAUUUCACCUCCCAAUCCUGAAGGAGCAAAACGGAGUGCAAGAUUCCCUUCAUGAAAAAGUCAUAACAGUGUCUGGAGAGGGAAUGGUCCACAGCCCAGACUUUCCACACACCUAUCCCAGGAAUACCGUGUUAGUCUGGAGACUAGUGGCAGCGAACAACAUGAGGAUCCAGCUCACGUUCGAUGAAAGGUUUGGUCUAGAGGAUCCUGAAGACGAAAUAUGCAAGUACGACUUUGUGGAAAUACAGGAUCCAGCUGAGAAGAUGUUCCUGGGUCGCUGGUGCGGGUCAGAGUUGGUACCAGCCAGUUACACGUCGAAAGGAAGUCAGAUCAUUAUUCGCUUCGUGUCUGAUGAGUAUUUCCCCUCAGAGCCAGGAUUCUGCAUCCGUUACUCCCUGCUGCCUGUGAGUGUGUCAGAACCGGAGGUCCCCCCGGUUCCCCCCCAGGCCCAGCAGACCAUGGAGCAGCUCUCCGAAGCCGUGGGAGAGCUCAGCACCGUGGAGGAGGUCAUGAAGUACCUGGAACCCGAGCAGUGGCAGCUGGACAUGGAGGAGCUGUACAAACCCACCUGGCUCGUGCUGGGGAAAUCCUUCAUUCACAACAAGAAGUCAAGAGGGGGAGCCGAUCUAAACAUGCUGAGGGACGAGGUUCGGCUGUACAGCUGCACGCCACGCAACUACUCCGUCUCCUUGCGUGAGGAGCUGAAAAGGACAGAUGCCAUUUUCUGGCCCAGCUGCCUCCUGGUGAAGCGCUGCGGUGGAAACUGUGCCUGCUGCUCUCACCGCUGCUACGACUGCCAGUGCAUUCCUGCCAGGGUCACCAAGAAAUACCACGAGGUUCUUCUGUUGAAACAUCGGAGCGGUGGGAGAGGCCUGCAGAAGUCCAUGGCCGACGUGCCCUUGGAGCACCAUGAAGAGUGCACUUGUGUGUGUAGAGACGACUCGGACUGACCUCAGACAUGCAUUAUAGCCACACUCAGGAGUUUGGAGAUGAACCCCCGCCGCUGCGCUCGCUCUCUCAUCCACUUCCACUGGGAGCUAACGAGAUUCCCCCUUUAUCCUGUUGUCCUUUCACUAAUUGGAUGAAGCAGAAACAGACUGGAAUCUAAUAAAUCUCCUGAAAAGACACGGCUGCUGUGGAAUACCAAUGGUGUGCUUUGGAGAGAAAAAAAUGUCACUGGACAAGAUGUGGACUACAGUAUUGCCUCCGAAGACUUAUCUUCUUCAGCUCCUACAAGAUAUGAACAUUGAGGGAUCUUUGCCCCUUUUUUUUAAGUUCAGUCAGUGUUGGAUGAAUGUGUCAUGGAAAAUGGGAGCUUCUUUGUUCCACUCCUUUUUCAUGUCUAUAAGUGAGCUGACUCCAGCUGCCUUACUCCGUCAUCUCUAUUAUUACCAUGACGGCAAAGAAAGGUGCUCUUUAUAAGUAGUAUUCCUUUGCUCUGUCCCUAUUUUCACUGCAGAUUCAAUCAGUGUUUAAAUGCAGCUGCCUCCCGUGUAAAUAUUUUUACUUUACUUUUUUUUCUAUAUUAUUGUCUCUUUUUCUUCCUUAAAAAUUCUCAAGGAAAAGAACUUGUACAUGAUCAGGUGGCCAUCCAUCAGAAAGUCUGCGUUUGAUUUAACAUCAGAUCUGCUUGCUUGAGUGCCUAAAGUCUAGCUAUGUUUGCGACAUCUUGUCAGAUAUUUAUUUCUUUAACAAAAGGGAAUUUAGGUCACACAUGCCUUCUUUGCUACAUUUGUCCCUGUACAGUAGUAUUAGCUUACAUUUUCCUUUUUUUUUUUUUGUUGCCAUUUUUAAUUACAUCAUUGAUGUACCAAAGUUAUUUAUCUCUACCUUACAACUGUUUGUUUAUUUCAUAGUACUGAAGAUCAACAAUAAAUUCUUCCAUUUCUAACUGAACGUGCCGUAUUUGGGACUUUUGAGCCACAAACAAAGUCAGAGAGAGAAGACGUCAAAAAUGCUGACAAACAGAGUAAAGUUCUAGUAUAAGACUUUUAAAAACUAAGGUCGUAGAUUUGCUGAUCUGCAAAUACAGGCACAAGAAAGUAAUUUAACGACGACCAAAACAGUUGGCGAAUGAGCAGAGCUGAUGACCAGGAGCCUGUAAUUUACCAACUCUGCAAAGCUGUAAAAUUGUUGGAAAUGUUAAGAUUUGCUAUUUGCGCAAUGCAAAUAAGAUGAUUUAUAGGGUUUAUAAAGUUUUAUAAAGAAAUAAAGUCAUCUGUGAAAGUAAUACGAGUACCUUCUACAAUUUAACUACAUUCAAACUUGUAGGAAAUCCUAACAUAACUAAGUAGCAAUGAGUGCGUUUAUGUAACCUGUGUCUUGUAGUCCCUUUAGUAGGGAUUCUAUACUCCCGACCUUGGCGUUUAAUAUUUAAUCUACAAUAUUCCAGAAUAUGAAACACCAACAGCUAAUCACAGGUUCACUCAGCUCUAAAUUCUCACAGGUUCAGGAAGGGAGAUUGGAAGUAGCAAUUCAAGAACUCCAGCCCACAUAAAACACACUCAACCACUUCUUUAAAAGAAAAUGUGAUAAGACACAAAUUUAUUGAAACACACUAUUCUAAUUGUCUCUUCUUAUUCAUUUCCAACAGCUUAUGACGUCACUUUUUUUUAGUCUCUGGUUACCUUGGGCCCAAGAACAAAAAAUAC